GCCGCCUCUGUUGGACUGCUUUAUAAAAAAAGAAUCGCGGGUUCCUUGUGGUGCAUUUGCAUCACAGAAGAAGAGGCAUUUUAUUACAGCCUAGGUAUGAGCCAGCCUUCCCAACUCUGCUGUCAGUCCUCUGACAGGGUGCAACAGGAGCUCUGGACUGACCCAAACAUGAAGUCCCAGAAGACUUCAUCUCCAUGCCAACGGAUGUCUCGCUUCACCUUACGAGGCAGAAAGAAGAAGGACGGGGUGAUCCAAGGCAAGCUUCGCAUCCGCUCCAUACCUGGAGCCUUCCUGGUGCUGGGGGUCAUCGUGGUGGUUGUUGGCACCGCUCUGGCUGUGGCAGGAUACUGGCCCUACCGGAUAUCGAGGUCGCCCAUCCUGGGAGCCGCAGAGGCGGAAAGUAUCUCAGAGUCGCAGACUUCUGGCUGGAGUCUGGGAGCUAAGGGCUUCCUAUCCACAGCCAGCCUCAUCCACAGUGAGCGGAUGAAGCUGCUAGGACCGGUCAUCAUGGGUGUGGGACUCUUCAUCCUCAUAUGUGCCAACACAGUCCUGUACGAGAACAGGGACAGAGAGACUCAGAUGCUGCUGGCUCAGAUGCACAGUGUAAUCUGCUCUGUGUCUGCGGCUGUUCCCUCAGCAGAACUAAAAGACAUAGCUGUAGCCAACUCCAUGGCCAAACACUACGAGUGGCUGAGCAGUUUACCAGCUGCCCAUCUCAACAUCCUCUGUGUGCAGCAGCUGGCCAGCUCGGAGCCCCUGCUCCAGACCAGACACACCAGAGAGCAGGAGGACAGUGUGGAGUGCAUCUACCAGCAAGCUGUCCUCCAGACAGAAGCCCUCCACCACCAGGAGUCAGAGCCUCCGUCUUCCCUCCACUCUUCCCACUCCAAUUCAUGUAAUUCCAGUCAGACAGACUUUAACACACAGUCUGGUGCUGAGGACGGGGGCAGUGCCAGCUUCAAUCCGCAGCCCGGCCCACUGGUCAACAACUGCCGGCUGUCUGCCAGCUCCAUGUCCACCCUGACUGAGGUGGAUAUCCCAGCUGUCCAGCCGAGGCGCUGUCACAGUAUGAGCUACAGGACUAACCCUUAUAUGGCUCACACUGGUUUGCCUCUGGAGGAUGGACUCCACACACCCGGAGAGGAGGGGGAUAUAAAUCAGCUGGUAGUCACACAGAAAGAGGCUGCUUCACAGAUUUGCAUUAACAUCCCUUGGCAGGAUGUGGAUGCUGCAGAGGAGCAAACUCACCGUAGCUGGCCUCGGCUAGACCUGGGCAGCGGGAGACGAUACCUGAAACUGGAGAACAAAGGGGACUCGGUGGACAAACUACUGGAGCAGUUAGAGCAGCAGUGUUAUCAGUGGGAUAAGAGUUUUGGCUCUGGGCCUUUCCAGUGAUUGGCUGCUUUUCACAGUCCUGAAUGAGAACUUCUGGAUACAAUCACCCUCACAACCAAGGCUCAUAAUGAUAUUUUCCUCUGGAUUCUAAAACUGCGCCAUAUUUUUCUUUUCUUUUCUGUGUGGGGCAGAGAGACACUGAGCCCUGAAUUAUUUGGAGUAUCGUAUUUCUCACAGAAUCUUCCAAAAUUUGAGUCCUUUCUCAAUCUUCAGUGGAAUACUGAUACACAGAGGUUAUGGUUUUUGCUUGGAUUUGGAUUUUCGAUUUGGAUUUGGCAGAUGUUUUAUAUACUUGAAGGAACAAUAUGCAGACUCUACUCUGUCACAGAUGAGUGAAACAAUUUGACAGACUGUUUAUUUCUGCAGUUUGGGUUGGCAGCAAUGUGAGAAAUUAACUUGUUUCUUCAUGCCAAGUGUUGUACUGUUUCCAGGACACAGUAUGCUGAAUCUAGUGAAGGAGAGAUAGAAGGGUGAUUGUUUUUCACUGUGCAAUCAAUUCUGAACCAAACUACCUGGACUCCUGAGUCCAUAAAGUGCUUACAGCUCUUGACAAAUGCAACUAGUAUAUAACAAUGGGAUUUCAUUACCUCAGCUGAGGUCCCAUACUCCAAAUGCAAUGCAUGGCAUUGAUGUACAGUAUGUUACACAUUAAUACUUAUGCAGAUUAAUGUCAUGUUAGUUUUAUGUGUAUAAGACGUAAUGAUAGUUAAAGGAUAAUUCUGGUUUAUUAUAGCUUGGGUCUUAUUUUCUACCCCCAUAUUGCUGUUAUGUUUAUUAUUUAUGUUGAUUACUAUGUCAACCACAUUUUAGUUCUGUUUUUCUCUAUGUACACCAUCAUGCUUUAUUUAUCUUUAAGGGUCAAAACAAAAACCAUAUGUGAAUAAUGAAUGAGUAAAUAAAAUCAGCCAACUGCAAACUGUGAAAGUAUACAGAAAUGAGAAUCAAUGUAGUGCAGAGCCACAGCGCAACACAGCGCAACACAGCUCAACAUAGCAGAGACACAUAAUCUACCUGUGUCCUCCAUGCCUCCAUGACCUCAGUUCAGUCGUUUUUUUUUUCAAGUGCUGUUCAAUCCUUGACAUUUUGUGAUCAGAAAUAUUCCCCAAAAUGUAUGACAUGUACAUGUUAGAAGUCAGAAUGGUUUAUAGGGGCUCUGAUGGAAGUAAAGCAGCUCAUCAGAGGUCAGAGGAUAAUUCUGUCUCCAUCUGGAUCUUAUUUUUCUUUUUAAGCUUGCUCUGUGCCGACCCAUGACAAUGUGUUCUUACAUGUUAAACAUGCAGUUUUGUUACUUCAUUAGGUUAGGUGGACAAACCUCCGUCUAUUUAGCCGUUAUAAGCAGUAUUUACACAAUUAAUAGAUGGUUAUAACAGACUAUACUGUAAGCAGAUUUGAGUGUUUAUUAUACAUCUGUCAACAACUCUCACUGCCCCUGUGGGUAUCUAUAAGUGGAGGCUGCUGUACAAAUAUAAAAUUAAUCACAAUAUAGUUGUGCAUGGUUGUAAAACAUGAAAUAUGUCUUCAUAGAAUAAAUCACUUUCUAUGCUGCUCAUGUAUCUAAUGCAUUAAAACAUACUUAAUCGGUAUAAUCUUCAUAUGACACUGUAAUUAUAGUUAUACGAAUGAAUAAAUAUUCAUUAUGCUUUAUAACAAUAAUUACAACACAUUAUAAAGCAUUUUAUAAUGCAUAUAUAACAGUGAUUAUAAUGUAAUACAACUAUAGGAAUUAUAAUACACUAUGAUCCUCCAACAACAUCAAAGUCUUAUGAUACUUGACUUUAAAAGUCAAUACAAAAUGCUUUAUUACGUGUUUAUUGUCAUGUUAUAAGCAUUCUAACAAUUAUAAAUAUGUUUAUAAUGCAUUAAGACAUGGAAAGUGAUAGCAAAAUCAUAAUUGCUGACAAAUACUUAUAGCUGUGUACAAAUACAUUAUAGUGUGUUAUAAACCCUUUAAUAAAUUAAAACUGCUUAUGAAUGCUACAUAGGGGAACCUCAGUUAUUAAUGUGGUGAUUACAAUGUUAUUAUCACUCAUUAGCCAGAACUAUUAAAAUAAGACCCAAGUUGUAAAAAGAUUGGUUCUUAAUAUGAAGGGAAUCUCUUUGUUGUCCUUCUUGUGGUUGCCGCAGUAUUAGCUUGAACUGAAAGCAGGGACACCCCCUCUCCUCCGCUGGUCUCCUGAUGACCGUCUCCUCUCAAAAUGCAACAAUGCCUUUGAUCAAACGGAUAGAAUGGAUUGUGCAGACGAGGCGGGCCCGCAGCUCCAGUGACAUUCAGUGUGUUGACCGGUGUUCCAGCUCUCAUGGGCCCCCUGCUUCCUCCCCCUCCCCCUCUCCCUUAACCACACGUGCAGAUAUGCGGAGGCGACCCCUCCAUGUUUGAAACAAAAGUCUUACUCUGGUGUUCUCUGUGUGUGCUGCCUGUUCUGUAUGCCAUGUGUGUUCUAAAUGUAUACCAAGCAAUAUGAGCGGUCUAACAGAACAAUCAAUGGCUGUGUCUUGCUCUGUGUCCACCUCAGAAUUAAACAACAUUGCCAUGCCUGUGUUGCAAG
Cottoperca gobio is the source of this 3941-nucleotide messenger RNA. Its product is annotated as transmembrane protein 200A-like. The record is from RefSeq and is a predicted model, not a curated record. NCBI's taxonomy places the organism in Eukaryota, Metazoa, Chordata, Actinopteri, Perciformes, Bovichtidae.